This is a messenger RNA of Aspergillus ochraceoroseus IBT 24754, 1161 nucleotides long. RefSeq lists its product as uncharacterized. Lineage: Eukaryota; Fungi; Ascomycota; Eurotiomycetes; Eurotiales; Aspergillaceae. The record is from RefSeq and is a predicted model, not a curated record. Gene Ontology annotation, molecular function: transaminase activity; pyridoxal phosphate binding. The coding region runs from base 1 to 1161 and encodes 386 amino acids. The transcript has 6 exons.
AUGGAUGAGCUCGCCAAGAAAGCUGAAAAUCUUCUCCUUUCUGCCCAACAGCAAUAUAAGACUAGACAUUCAAAGUCCCGGGACGGGCGCGGAAGUAAGCUGUACGACCACGAUGGGCAUGGGUACCUUGAUCUUCUAGGGGAUAUGACUGCUGGUCUUUAUGGACAUUCUCACCCUGUUAUUCGGGAUGCUAUCAUAUCUACUAUGGACAACGUGGGACUUAGUUUAGGGGCAACUACCGUUGCAGAAGCUCGACUUGCGGAGGCUAUCUGUGACCGGUUUCCGUCAAUUGAACAACUUAGAUUCUGCAAUUCGGGUACAGAGGCCAACCUGUAUGCUUUAAGCGUUGCGCGGCAAGGUACGGGCCUCUCGAAAAUUAUUGUCUUUGAAGGCGCUUACCACGGUGGGGUGCUCUACUUUGCUCAUGGAUUGGCACCUAACAACGUUGACAAGGAGGACUGGAUCAUUCGUCGAUACAACGAUGUCGACGAUGCGAAGCGUUUGAUUGCCGAAAAUAAAGGCAUCGCCGCUGCAGGUGCCGGGAGGGGGGGGGGGGGGUGCAUACCGGCGACCGCGGAAUUCCUGCAUGCCGUUCAAGAUGCUGCCAACGAGAAUGGUAUAUUGUUUAUUCUGGACGAGUCGCUGCUGCUACAUCCCGAGCGAGGUACGCCCAUCACGCCUGAUCUGACUACUUUAGGAAAAUGGAUUGGGGGUGGUUUGGCUAUUGGAGCGUUUGGGGGCCGACAAGAGCUGCUUUCAAUCUACGAUCCGCGAAGCUCUACUAUCCAGCACUCUGGCACGUUCAAUAAUAACACGCUUGCUAUGAAUGUGGGAUACGCGGCCAUAACCUCGGUUUACACCGCUGAUGUGUGCGUUGCCCUGAACCAGAUAGGUGAUGAGCUCCGUCACAGCCUAGAGGAAAUCGCAAAAGGAACCAAGAUGGCAGUCACAGGCCGCGGGUCAGUCAUGAAUAUCCAUUUCUUGCAAAGUACGGAUGCCAUUCUUGGGGAUUUAUUUUGGUUCUCCUUGGUCGACCGUGGAGUUUGGAUUGCCCCUCGUGGAAUGGUAAGUCUUCUUCUCGGGACAAUUCAAGAAGAGAUUGAACAGUUCCAGAUUACACGCAAGUUUCUCCGGGAAUAUGAAGAACUCGUGAAGUUAUAG